UUCAGAUGUCAACUGAGACAACGGACAGUUAGCGAGAGCUCGGUAGCGUAGGGAAGUAAUACUAAUUUGACCAAAAAGCUUCUCCAGCCUGAAUAAAGUAAUGAGGUAGAUAGUCGGAAAGCUAAUUACACUUACCUCGAUUACAAUAGACUGGCAUUGCCACGGUGAACAUGGACCAGGAGUUUGAAGACAUAGAUUCAGAGGGCCGGUGGCAAAAACUGUACCUAGAAAUAAGGAAUCAGUCCUACGAGUGCUCCUAUAAAGUGGCAAAGUAUCCAGAGAAUCGCAACCGAAACAGAUACAGAGAUGUCAGUCCAUGUAGUUGAUCACAGUCGAGUGAAGCUGGAGAGCACAGAAAAUGACUACAUCAAUGCAAGUCUUGUUGUCAUGGAGGAAGCCCAGAGAAGUUACAUAUUGACUCAGGGCCCCCUCAGGAACACCUGUGGUCACUUUUGGCUCAUGAUCUGGGAGCAGAAGACCAAGGCGAUUGUCAUGCUCAACAGGGUCAUUGAGAAAGGCUCAGAAAAGUGUGCCCAGUACUGGCCCACAGCGGAGGAGAGGGAGAUGGCAUUCAGAGACACACGUUUCCUGGUCACGCUGCAGUCAGAAGACACCAAGUCUUACUACACCACCAGAGUGUUGGAGCUGCAGAAUCUUAGUACGGGGGAGAAGAGAGAAAUCCACCACUUUCAUUACACCACGUGGCCUGACUUUGGUGUCCCAGAGUCCCCGGCGUCCUUUUUAAACUUCCUCUUCAAGGUGCGGGAAUCAGGAGCGUUGGGGGUGGAUCACGGGCCGGCUGUGGUGCACUGCAGCGCUGGAAUCGGACGCUCAGGGACGUUUUCGUUAGUCGACACAUGUGUGGUUCUGAUGGACAAAAGGAAAGAUCCUUCAUCAGUGGACAUCAAAAGCACCUUGUUGGACAUGAGGAAGUACCGCAUGGGCCUGAUCCAGACCCCUGACCAGCUGCGCUUCUCCUUCAUGGCUGUCCUCGAAGGAUCCAAGUACAUCAUGGGAGAUUCCUCCGUACAGAACCGGUGGCGGGAGUUGUCCGGGGAAGAUCAGGAGCCGACAUCGGAGUCUCCCCCCUCAACUCAGCCUCAGGCCAGGUGUACGACAGAGCGAUGCAACGGCAGCCAACAGGGAGGUCAGCUGGAGGAGGGAGAAGACUACAGGCAGGAUGGCAAAGUACCAGCACAGUCUCCGUGCAAGGAACAGGAGCAGGAUGGCGGCACGACACAUAAGCGACGCAGAGAAGACAGCAUCUCCAAAUCAGGCACAGCCAAGACAUCCCAAAGCAAGCCCAGGACAAAUGACUCAGAGAAGAAAAGGAAAAGGGCGAAAACCAGUGACUGCUAACCACCUCCACCUGCGGCCGUGCACCUACAGCUCUGGCAGCAAAGCCAACAUCGGCAGGGAUCUUCAGCUCUCUCCCAACCUCUGCGUCCUUCCUUGACUUCAAACCACUCUUCCUCACCCGAACAGCCAGCUCUCCUCUCUUUUAUCGCCGUUUUCUAUUUUUUUUGUCCCAGCCUUGAAACAUUAUUCAGCCACCGCACACCUCCCUCUUCCUCCUCCCGUUAGCAGCAUGUCACUCCUCGGUGCUACCACAGCUCCCCCACGUCUCCUCAUCCUCUCUAAACUGUUUACAGCAGACACUUCGACAUUCUUUGAAGACAGCACAUUUGAAAAGACGAACACACCAGCGCUUUCUCCCAGUCACACCUUAACCACAGCCUGCGCUGCUUCUGGAGUCAGAAAAUCAGUUUUUUUGCUUCAUUAUUAUUAUUAUUAUUAUUAUUAUUAUUAUUAGCAGCUUGUCAUUCUACUAUGCUUCUUCUGCAUUCAUGAAAUUAAGACCGAUACUAGGGGCUAUGCAUUGCCAAUUUGAAAUGCUGUUCAUAUGUGUAUUUUUAGAAAACCUUUUUUCAGAGGCAAAAAUGUUCUAUUUUUUAUAAGAGAUUACUUGAAGUUUUUCACGGUGACGGAGGUUGGUUAAAUUAAAAGCACUGCCUCCUCCCACAUGAGAAAUUCAGUGGCAUGUAAUGUUUCCAUGAUGUACAUAGUGUUCUUUUUAAAAAGAUGUGUGUAAAAAGACAUAUUUUUGCUUGUAAAAACAAAAGAAAAAAACCAACGACAAUGUUAAAGAUUUGAAUACAGUAUAGAAACCUGAUUUGAUGACUUGUUCUCCUUUUUUAAAUGAAAUUGUCUUAAGUUUCUUUCUCUUAGAGUGUAAUCUACAAAUAAAACUGGUAUUAUCUAGUUUACAUAACAA
Molecule: messenger RNA, 2275 nt
Organism: Cottoperca gobio
Lineage: Eukaryota; Metazoa; Chordata; Actinopteri; Perciformes; Bovichtidae
Gene: ptpn2b
Product: protein tyrosine phosphatase non-receptor type 2b
Exons: 10
Coding region: 307-1359 (350 amino acids)
Biological process (GO): negative regulation of receptor signaling pathway via JAK-STAT; negative regulation of ERK1 and ERK2 cascade; peptidyl-tyrosine dephosphorylation
Cellular component (GO): cytoplasm; nucleus
Molecular function (GO): non-membrane spanning protein tyrosine phosphatase activity; protein kinase binding
Source: RefSeq, a predicted model, not a curated record